This is a messenger RNA of Condylura cristata (star-nosed mole), 2905 nucleotides long. RefSeq names its product solute carrier family 25 (mitochondrial carrier; phosphate carrier), member 24 (gene SLC25A24). Gene Ontology annotation, molecular function: ATP transmembrane transporter activity; calcium ion binding. Bases 181 to 1614 code for a protein of 477 amino acids. The record is from RefSeq and is a predicted model, not a curated record. Gene Ontology annotation, biological process: transmembrane transport. The transcript has 10 exons. Gene Ontology annotation, cellular component: mitochondrial inner membrane. NCBI's taxonomy places the organism in Eukaryota, Metazoa, Chordata, Mammalia, Eulipotyphla, Talpidae.
CCCUGCGCGCCCCGCCGGGCUCGGUGAGGUCCCGACUCCAGCGCGAAGCCUCGCCCGGGACAGCACCCCGCGCCCCACCCACACCCAGUCGGUCCGCGAGCGUCGUCGGGUCGGGGCUAGCCCGGCGGAGCUCGGCCUCAGGGACGCGCCUCGGCUGCCACGCCCCGCGCCUCCGGGACCAUGCUGCGCUGGCUGCGGGGCUUCGUGCUGCCCACGGCGGCCUGCCUGGAGGAGGACCCGCGGAAGCGCUACGAGACCCUCUUCCAGAAGCUGGACCUCAAUGCCGAUGGCGUGGUGGACAUCAGGGAGCUGCAGGAGGGGCUCCGGAGCAUGGGCAUCCCCCUGGGCCAGGACGCCGAGGAGAAAAUUUUCACUACUGGUGAUAGCAACAAAGACGGGAGGCUGGAUUUUGAAGAGUUUAUGAAGUACCUGAAAGACCAUGAGAAAAAAAUGAAAUUGGCAUUUAAGACUUUGGACAAAAAUAAUGAUGGAAAAAUCGAAGCUUCAGAAAUUGUCGAGUCUCUGAAGUUACUUGGCCUCACUAUUUCUGAACAGCAAGCUGAGUUGAUUCUUCAAAGCAUUGAUGCUGAUGGAACAAUGACAGUGGACUGGGAUGAAUGGAGAGACUACUUCCUAUUUAACCCUGCUACAGACAUUGAGGGAAUUAUCUAUUUCUGGAAACAUUCUACUGGUCUUGACAUAGGAGAUAGUUUAGCUAUUCCGGAUGAAUUCACUGAAGAUGAAAAGAAGUCGGGUCAGUGGUGGAGGCAGCUUUUGGCGGGAGCCAUUGCUGGUGCCGUCUCUCGAACAAACACUGCACCUUUGGACCGUCUGAAAGUCAUGAUGCAGGUCCACGGUUCAAAAUCACACAAAAUGAGCAUAUAUGAUGGCUUUCGACAGAUGGUGAAAGAAGGAGGGAUCCUCUCCCUCUGGAGAGGAAACGGUACCAAUGUCAUUAAAAUUGCCCCAGAGACAGCUGUUAAAUUCUAUGCGUAUGAACAGUACAAGAAGUUGCUUACUGAAGAAGGACAGAAAAUAGGAACCUUUGAGAGGUUUAUUUCUGGUUCCAUGGCUGGAGCAACUGCACAGACUUUCAUUUACCCCAUGGAGGUUUUGAAAACCAGGCUGGCUGUAGGUAAAACUGGCCAGUAUUCUGGACUAGUCCAUUGUGCCAAGAAGAUUUUGAAACAUGAAGGCGUGGGAGCUUUUUACAAAGGCUACAUUCCCAAUUUAUUAGGCAUCAUACCUUAUGCGGGCAUAGAUCUUGCUGUCUAUGAGCUCUUGAAGUCCUAUUGGCUAGAUAAUUUUGCCAAAGACUCUGUCAACCCCGGAGUUGUGGUAUUACUGGGGUGCGGUGCCUUAUCCAGCACCUGUGGUCAGCUGGCCAGCUACCCCUUGGCUUUGGUGAGGACUCGCAUGCAGGCUCAAGCUAUGGUAGAAGGAGCCCCGCAGCUGAAUAUGGUUGGCCUCUUUCAGCGAAUAAUUUCCAAAGAAGGAGUGGCAGGACUGUACCGAGGCAUCACUCCAAACUUCAUGAAAGUGAUCCCUGCUGUGGGCAUCAGCUAUGUGGCUUAUGAAAAUAUGAAACGAACUUUAGGAGUAACCCAGAAAUAACAUGUUGAUUGUAUUGCGUUAACAUUGAUGAUCAAAAUUUUCAACACUUGCAAACGUGACUUUUUUUUCCAGAAUUGUAACAAGCCUAUGGCUAAGGAAACUGUCUUUUUUUCACAAAAGGGAGGAGAAUAUCAAUGAUCACUUCAGAUUUUGAACUUGAUUUUAUAUGUAUAUAUAUAAUGAUAAAAAUAAUGGUUUUGAUAUUUCAUACAAUUUUGGAAAGGUCACAUGGUUGAUUUUUAUUUCUUACUAGUCCUUUUAUAAAUCUCUGCCUUUGAACAAUAAAUCUGGAAACAUUUGCUUGAACUAAACUUGUUUUGUGUGGAGCAUUGUAAAUCGUCCAUCUUUAUUUUGAUGGACGUAUAUGAGUUCCUUUAUACUUCACUGUCUUUUUCUUGAAAACCAAAUGAACAGAAAGCUUUGAAACUUAAAUUUUUAGGUAUCUUUGAAUGUCUCUUUAGACUUUUAAAAAUUUCCUUCUACAACUGUUAAUUAGAAAACCACUGAGUGAAAAUAUACCUUGUAGCUGUCAAGUAAAUUUAGGAAUUACAGCUUUUCUUUAAGUGGAAUAAGAAUGAAACUAAGUGACAGGAUUUCAAGGCAUUUGAACACUCUAAUCUGUUUUGUUUUGUGUAAGAAUGUUUAUUUCAGUGGACACUACUCCAUCCUGACUGUUAGUGCUUGGUUCCCGGGAAGGUGCCAGUUAUCAGUAUUCUUCUGUGAAAUGGCCGAUGCAGGUCGCUCAUUUGAAGGAUUCUGUCAUUGCUUUGAAAGGCACCAGAAAACAAAACCCUUUUGCUUCUGUCAUUUUCUGAAGUGCACUUCCCUUUUCUUUGUCUUUUGAUUUCUAAUAAUUCCUGUUAUAAUUUACUGACACUCAAGUGAAAACUCAGUGACAUAAUAGGAAUUCAUUUAAAUCUACCUCUUCUGUUUUCUGAACCAAAGACAAAGAUUGGUCUCCUGUCUGUGACCCAUACUCUUAAAAAGUUGUUUUCAUUAGAUUAGUUAAGUUUGGUGAAAAGAUUCCUUAUUUUAUAAUGCGUCUGAUGGGUGUGGGACUCAACUCUAUCGUCAGUGAUUUUUGUACUUUUGAACACAUAAAGGACAAUGUUAAGGUAGAUGAUUAGCUCUUUCUUUUUUACUCAAAUUGUGGAAUGAAUAACUGCAGUUCAAGCUACUGAAAAAUACUUGGGUGUUCAUUAUGAAUUUGUUUGCUACUUAACAUUUGUAAGGCAUGAAUGUGAUUUAUCUGCGCAUCUUGUAUUUUUUAAUAAAAUGAUCUUGAAAAAAG